Messenger RNA from Hansenula ciferrii, 1215 nucleotides. RefSeq names its product acetyl-CoA C-acetyltransferase (gene ERG10). Gene Ontology annotation, biological process: ergosterol biosynthetic process; fatty acid beta-oxidation. The transcript has a single exon. Gene Ontology annotation, molecular function: acetyl-CoA C-acetyltransferase activity. The record is from RefSeq and is a predicted model, not a curated record. The coding region runs from base 1 to 1215 and encodes 404 amino acids. Lineage: Eukaryota; Fungi; Ascomycota; Saccharomycetes; Phaffomycetales; Wickerhamomycetaceae.
AUGUCUGAUAACUACGCUUAUAUCGUUGCCGCUUCAAGAACUCCAAUCGGUUCAUUCCAAGGUAAAUUAGCUUCUUUAAAUUAUGUUGAUUUAGGUGCUCAUUCAGUUACUUCUGCUUUAGCUCAAGUUCCAGAAAUUAAACCUUCAGAUGUUGAAGAAAUCGUCUUUGGUAAUGUUAUUCAAGCUAAUGUUGGUCAAAAUCCAGCAAGACAAGUUGCCCUUAAAUCAAACUUAGGUGUUAAUACUGUUGCCACAACUGUUAAUAAAGUUUGUGCUUCAGGUUUAAAAUCUACUAUAAUAGCUGCUCAAUCAAUCUUAUUAGGUAAUGCUGAUAUCGUUGUUGCUGGUGGUUCUGAAUCAAUGACUAAUGCUCCAUACUAUGUCCCAACUGCUAGAUCUGGUGCUAGAUUUGGUGAAGCUUCUUUAGUUGAUUCUUUACAACGUGAUGGGUUAUCAGAUGCUUAUGAUAAUCAAGCUAUGGGUGUUCAUGCUGAAAAAUGUGCUAAAGAUUAUCAAUUAUCAAGAGAUGAUCAAGAUAAUUUCGCAAUUAAGUCAUAUACCAAGGCUCAAAAAGCUCAAGAAUCUGGUAAAUUUUCAAAUGAAAUUUCACCAAUUACAAUUAAAGGUUUUAGAGGUAAACCUGAUACAAUUGUUGAAUCUGAUGAAGAACCAUCAAAAUUAAAUGUUGAUAAAUUGAAAAGUGCAAGAACUGUUUUCCAAAAAGAUAAUGGUACCGUUACUGCACCAAAUGCUUCAUCAAUUAAUGAUGGUGGUGCUGCUUUAGUUUUAGUUUCACAUAAAAAAUUAAUUGAAUUAAAUUUAAAACCAAUUGCAAGAAUCUUAGGUUGGGGUGAAGCUGCCCAAAAUCCAGAAGAUUUUACAACAGCUCCAUCAUUAGCAAUUCCAAAAGCUUUAAAACAUGCAAACAUCUCAAUUGAAAAUGUUGAUUUUUUUGAAAUUAAUGAAGCUUUUUCAGCUGUUGGUUUAGCAAAUCAAAAAAUUUUACAAAUCCCAGAUUCCAAGAUUAAUGUUUAUGGUGGUGCCGUGGCAAUUGGUCAUCCAUUAGGUUGUUCAGGUGCAAGAAUUAUUGUUACUUUAACUUCAGUUUUAAAUCAAGAAAAUGGUAAAAUUGGUGUUGCAGGUAUUUGUAAUGGUGGUGGUGGUGCAUCAUCAAUUGUUAUUGAAAAAUUAUCAUCAAAUCAUUUUUCAUUAUAA